Molecule: messenger RNA, 2548 nt
Organism: Ochlerotatus camptorhynchus
Lineage: Eukaryota; Metazoa; Arthropoda; Insecta; Diptera; Culicidae
Product: pineapple eye protein-like
Exons: 5
Coding region: 272-2383 (703 amino acids)
Cellular component (GO): nucleus
Source: RefSeq, a predicted model, not a curated record
ACGAGCGCGAAGAGUGGAGAGAGAGACAGCAAGCCGUCAAAAAGUCAAAACAAAAUUUUGCCGCCAUCGCUGAGGAAACCGCCAGAAUCAAGUCGUGCUGCAAGCGGUAGGGGGGUGCAUUUUCGUUUCUCUGCUGUGAUCCAAGCUGGCGGUCAUUAGUGCAUAUUAAUUAGGAAAAUUGUGUCGAUUAGGCUGGAAGUUGGUGGAAAAUGUUCUGACAAUUGCGUGGCACCCGUUGGUUGAGUUUUAUGGUGGAUAAUUCACGAGAAAGAUGCGACAAUUGAUGGCCACUCCGCCGGCGACGUCAUCGUCUUGCUGCUUCAUUUGCAAGAGUCCCGAGGAUAAUGAGCUUCUAUUGGGGAAGUUUCACAAAAAGUGGCGCAUUCGAGUGCACUACCACUGUCUGCUGCUGACGUCGAAUUUGGUCCAGCAUGGGGAAGACGAGGAGGGAAUCUUUGGAUUCAUGGAGGAGGACAUCAGAAAUGAGGAAGCUCGUAUCCGAGGACAAAAGUGUUACAUCUGCAAGGAACGGUAUGCAAACAUUUCGUGUUGCGCGAAGAAGUGCUUCCGUUCAUUCCAUACGCUUUGUGGGAUCCAGAAUGAGUGCCUGUCGCAUUACGUGGAUACGUUCCAGUCGUGGUGCGAUAAGCACGUAGCGCUGGUGGAUAAGGUGAAACACUCCGAGACCGAAGCUUGUGGGAUUUGCUACGAUGAGAUGGGACCGUACAGGAAGCUGGAAUCGAUUCGUGCCCCGUGCUGUCAGAAUGGCUGGUUCCAUCGGAGCUGCGUGGCACAGUUUGCCCAAUCGGCGGGGUACUUUUUCAAGUGCCCUUUGUGCAACAAUAAGGACGACUUUAGCCAGCAGAUGCAGCAGCGUGGCAUUUAUAUUCCGGAAAAGGAUGCCUCGUGGGAGCUGGAACCGAAUGCAUUCAACGAUCAGUUGGAACGUCCUUCGGAGUGUGACGCUGAAGAGUGCCGCUGUCGGAAUGGGCGAGAUUACGACGAUUGCAAGCGUUGGGAUCUGAUCCUGUGUGCAACGUGCGGUUCGACUUGUCGCCAUGAUCAGUGCAUGGAGGUUCCCUCGAAGAACUAUGUUUGCACCUUUUGUCGUCCGAUUGUUGGUGAUGAGCCGCCGGAAGCGGUUUUGAAGCUAGCCGAGGCUUCCCGAAGAGCGGAAGCAGCAAGACGGGCGGAAGCCGGUAACGAUAGCAUAGAGGGGAGUUCUAGGGGCCGAUCACGUGGCAGACGUCAGAUGGAAUCGGCUGAUUCAGAUUCUGAAGAGUCAGUUGCAUCGACGAGCAAACGCAAAUCUCAGAAAAGACGAACCACAAUAGACAGUGACGACAGCGAUUCCGAUCUGGUUUCUAAACGAAAGAAACCAGCGUCGAAGCGACGGCUGUCCACGUCUUCGUCUAGUUCUUCCUCGUUGGUUUCUUCGAAUGGCGAAGAAAUCAGUCUGGAGGAACUGGUCAAGAAGAUUCCACUGCCACGAGGAGCUUCCGUCGAAAAAUUGCUUCGAACCAAACCGGUCGUAAGGCUCGAGAAGCUCAGCUCGGAAAAGAUCAAAUCGUUGACUUCCUCGGAGAAUGAAGACGAAGCAUCCUCCGCCGGAUCGUCGACCGUGUUCGAUUUCAACUAUCGUGUGAAGUUAAAUAAAAAGCAGCGCCGAAAAUCGAUGGUAGAAUUGCAGUCGAUCAAAGAAGUCAUCCGUUCCGACACGGACACGCUAACGGAUGCCUCGGUGGGACAGGAGAUCGUGCGUCCCAAGACGCCUGCCCAGAAAUCUUUUGCAAAGCAGUUCAAACUGAAGCUUCUCGGGUCGAAAACCGUGCCACGAAAACGGUCCACCAGCGAGUCUGAUCCGGAGUACGUUACAGCGAAGAAAGCAUGUCCAUCGCCCAGCAGCAAAAGUCGCGUUGCCCUUUUCCCAUCCAACGACGCGGAAAACACAUGCCCAAACAGUCCAAUGAAGUCCUCCGUCGAACCAAUCGACGUCAUCGACCUAUCCGCCUCCCCGAUUCCAUCUUCGCUAAUCGAACCGAAACUGCUUCAGCGGCAGCCCGUAUUCCCGCCAACGCCGCCGCCAUUGUUCAGCGACAGUAGCUGUAAGCCUUCGACCAGCAGUGAAGGUCACCAGCAGCAGAAGACGCUGAACAGUUUCUUCAGGAAGACUCCUCCGGAAGAGGAAGGCUCCGCUACGAAUGCUCCUGCUGAUGGUGGAGGACCCGGCAGCAGCGGCAGUGCAAUAGCCGCUCGUACUACUAAGCCUCCAAAGAGUGCGAAGAAGCCUAUCGUUUCGAAAACACCGAAAACCAUCCGGAAAAAGCUUGUGAAGUUGGAUCGUAGCCAACGUAAUCUACUGGACUUUUUUAAUCGAUGCUGACGUGCUACUAUCACCAACCACCUACGGCGUUUGAACGGUGGCGUAAUUUUGCAUUUGAUGAAAACUGAACCCGAUUUAUCUAUGGACUACGGAUUCUUAUGAAACGAAUCAUUUAUCAAUCUUAACAUUUUUCGCAGUUCAAUAUAACAAGUUUUGUAAUGAUUA